UCUGUUUUUCAUCCUCCCUGAGGGUGACCUUUAGCACAGGGCAGGAGGCCACCAAAGGGAGGGCGGCCCAGCUUGGGGUCUAACAUCGCAUGGGGAGGGGUGUUGACAUAGAAAGAAAGCAGCUCAGGAGUCCACGCCUCCCAAAUGCGCCGUGCACGCCCUUGGGGACUAAGGCAGAGUUCAGGGCCUUGGAGGAACGCAGGAGAGUUGGGAGGGCAGUGGAAUGUCCCAGGGUUAUCUACAAAGGUCUAGCUUUCUUGGGGACAUUUCAGCUGCAGCCUGGAAGAGUGCGCCUGGUCGAGAAGCCCUGAGUCAGGGGGCGGUGGAAGGGGCAGGAGGGCCCACGGAUUCCCGCGCCCGCGCGUUCCCUAGGAGUCGCCAUGGCAACGGACGCCGGGUUCUGGACUCCGACUCCCCGGAUCCCGCAGCUCCGCGGGAGGCGCACGGCCACCUCCGGGGCUCCCAUGGAGAGCUGGGGCGACUCGCCCGAGACAGCAGAGUGCCGAAAGAUCUUCGACCUCCUCGAGUCCACGAUUCAAGAAUUCCAGUUCAAUUCCAGGAAACUAAAUCUCUUCAGGUGGAUUUUGGAUUCCUCAAACAAUUGGUUCAAUUGAAAUUUGAGGACCGUCUUAAAGAGGAGUCUUUCAAUCUCUUCACUGUUCUACAUGACAGGAUCCUCGCAAUGGAAAACCAUUAUCAACAGAAUGAGGAUAGCAUAAGAAAAUGCUAUAAUCAGCAGUUGGCUGAUGCCAUAGCUGUCGUCAAAGGAAUGUACAAGAAAUAUUUUGAGGUGGAGGAAGAGCAGACUUCUAUGCAAGACACGAUGGCUGUCAAGAUGAAUAUUUUGUUAAGAAAACUAAAGGAGAGAGAUGAAAUUAUUAGGGAAUUACGAGAGGAGCUGGAGCUGUAUGAAGAAUUUGGAUUCCAAAGAUGUGAAUCUCUUAUCAGAGACAGCAGCGGGGCAAAAACACCUCUAGAAAAGGAAGCUGUGGAUUACAAAGCAGAAAAUGAGAGACUGCUUCAACUUGUUUCAGAACUCGAAGAAGAGCUGCAACUCAAUCAAAAAGAAAAUUCAAUGUUAGAAGAUGAAAUUAUAAGUCUGAAAGAGAUCGCAGAAAAGGAUCAUAAAACUAUUCAAAGGUUAAGGGAUGGUAGAGACAGACUACUGUAUGAGCUUGAUUUUGAAAAAUCGUUAGUUCAAGACAUGAUGAACAAGCAGAAAGAGGACAUGGAAACAAGAAGGAAGUUUGAGGGUCUAAGCGUAAAGAGCAUGAGAUCAGCCAAGGGGAAAGAAGUCACUUUGCCCUCCUCCCAACCCGGGACUCAAUUCAGCAAAGGAACCAUUUCAAGGCCACACUCUGCCUCCAUCAGUUCAUCAUCUGCUAGAACCAAAAAAGCUAAGACACCAAAGAAGUCUUCAAAGGAAGAGGAGCUUGUGGACUUUCUAACUGCUAUGCCCAGAGGUAGUUCCGGCUCGGGCUCCGGCUCCAGACCCCGCUCCAGACUUAGAUCCAGAGGCUCCAAGGCAGAGUCCAGGCGGCCGAGUCUGGUGACAGAUCAAGAGAAGGGAGAGGUGAUUAAAAAUGCACAUAAAGAAAAGAAGGUGAAAGAACCAGAGAUUAUGGCUGCAAGCAAACAUUCUCUGGAGGAGGAAAUAGAAAUAUUAAAGGCCAAUUUAGAAAAUGAGAAAAAGAAGUCAGAAAGGUUUAGGAAGGAAUCAGAACGGAUAAACAAAAGUUGGGAAAGGAAAUUCUUUGUUCUCAGGAACAGCUUCCAUGCCCUUAAGAACGAGAUGUUUACUAGACACACAUUGUUUCGUCAAUUUGCAGUGGUUGCUGACACAUCUUUCAAUUAUGUUAAAGUAAAACCUUUAUUAGUGCAGUCUAAAGUGAACCUGGCAGAAUCUACAACUUCUGUAAAUGAUUUUCAUGGAGCUUUGAUAGAAAGCAAGUACCUGGACAUAGAUGGUGAUCAGAUAGCCUUUGUGUCUUCAACAAAAGCGAGGUUGUCAGAAACCCUGGAAAAAGAGGCUUUAGAGAAGCCAUCGAUACCACAGAACACCCCGGUGAACGACAUGGAUGCUACUGAGUAACGGGGCAGACCCCUGGGCUGCGCAGAGUGGGACCACAGAAAGAAGGCCCUCGCCAUCCUGGCUGUGGGGCCUGCCUCCCCGGCGAGGGAUACCAUCUCCAAGGCGUUUCUGAAACAACUGUUCCGUCUCUCCGGAUGAUGUACGCUAACGCGAGCGCAGCUCUUGAGAACGCGAAGCGCGCCCUCUGUGCGCACCUUUCUGGGCCCUGAAGGACACCUUGCUCGCUGCUGCUGGGGGAGUGGGGCGCACGGAUCCUGAAGGGCCGCCAAAUCCAUGCCGGCGUUCCCCAGGCUCAGCAGUGUGCCCCGGCGCCUUAUGGUGGGAAGGAACGGACUUCAAUUAAAAAGUUUAAGGCACUAAAUUCGUUUCACUCCCUCU
Molecule: messenger RNA, 2470 nt
Organism: Equus caballus (horse)
Lineage: Eukaryota; Metazoa; Chordata; Mammalia; Perissodactyla; Equidae
Gene: C29H10orf67
Product: chromosome 29 C10orf67 homolog
Source: RefSeq, a predicted model, not a curated record